UUUUCGUACAUACAUGAUCACGAAGCCUGUUGGUCAUUGAUCAGGGCAGGCCGGGUCUGUCUCUGUCCGGGUGGAGCUGCGGCGCAUGGCCGGAUCCAGGCUCCAAGGCAGCCAAGGGUGGCAUGAUCAUUGCAUCCAUCGACUAGCGAACUCUUGCCGAACUUCAAAACAGCCAACGACCAAAGCCGGACCACGUUUGGCUUGACGAUGAUUACAACCCGGUUCCUGGCGAAAUCCCAGUUCUAGACCACACUCGAUCUUCUCGCUUCGUGUUCUCGUCGACUCCAUCAAUCAAGAUGGGCAGUCAUGCGGAUUGGAGGUCCGCCAGUGGGAUAGCUACAAGCUUACUUGACGGGAAUCCGAUUGCCAUUGCCGUCACUUUUUUCAUUGCCUUCGGGUUACCGGUCUUACUGCACCUGAUAUUCUACCGGACUGUAGCGACUCCACCGUCCAGCAAUUUUCUGCUCCUUGGGCCGAGUGGAGCAGGCAAGACUGCUCUUCUGUCCCUGCUCGAAGCGAAAUCGUCUCCCCGUACGAAGAAAUCCCCCGCUACGCAUACGUCCCAGACCUCUACCUUUGCCACGGUCAGCCUUCCUGCUUCCGUCCCCACCGCUUCGAACCGGUACCGGUCUGUGAAUGAUCCCUCCCUGAAAGAUGUUUCACGGAAUCCUCUCAAGUACCGCGUGAGGGAUACCCCUGGCCAUGGGAAACUCCGCGAGUCGCAGGGACUCUCGGAGCUCCGCUCCAUGUCGUCCUCAAAGGACAACAAGUCCAAGGUGCGCGGUGUUUUGUUUCUGGUCGACACGGCGGCCAUUUCGGAGGCCGAUGCACUACAUGAUACGGCUUCCUAUCUGUACGAUGUGCUCCUGAUGCUUCAGAACCGUGCCCUGAAGAAGGGAAGGUCCUCGAUGAAGGCGGCCUCGGAAAUAUCCGUUCUUGUCGCGGCCAACAAGCAGGAUCUCUUCACAGCCUUGCCGCCGAGAUCGGUGGGAGAGAAGUUGGAGGAUGAGAUUGACAGAAUCCGGAAGUCCAAGAGUAAGGGGAUCAUGGAUGCGAGUGCUGAUCAGGGCGUCGAAGAGGAUGAGGAUGAUAUUCUGGGAAGCAGCGAUGUCCGAACUCCCUUCAGCUUUAAACUUCUGCACGACGAAGUGGGUGUGAAGGUUGACGUUGUUGGGGGAGCUGUCAAGGGUGACGAGGAGGGCAAUAUUGGAGCUGGUGCCAGGGAAUGGGAAAACUGGAUCGGCCAGUGUCUUUGAUUGGUCUUGGGCGGGGUUGUAUGUUGCUGUGUAUGGAGAAAAUGUGUGAAUAAGUGAAUGAAUUAACCGCAUGAUAAUGAAUUCAAAACUCUUUCAUGUUUAUGCAUAU
Molecule: messenger RNA, 1365 nt
Organism: Aspergillus steynii IBT 23096
Lineage: Eukaryota; Fungi; Ascomycota; Eurotiomycetes; Eurotiales; Aspergillaceae
Product: signal recognition particle receptor subunit beta
Exons: 2
Coding region: 297-1256 (319 amino acids)
Source: RefSeq, a predicted model, not a curated record